AUGGUUGUCUUCAACCCCGUUCACGCCCACCCUCCAGCCACCAAGUUCGAGGCAGAUCCGCCUGGCUCCAGGACAUUCGCGCGCCAGCACGAGCUGCCCCGCCUCCCAAUACCGUCACUAGAAGACACAUGUCGGCGUUAUCUCACAGCACUGGAGGGGCUGCAGGACGCGAAGGAGCACGAGCGCACGCGCCGGGCAGUGGAGGAGUUUCUGCACCACGACGGCGCCAAAUGGCAGGAACAGCUGAAGGGGUACGCGGAGGACAAGGCGAGUUAUAUUGAAGAAUUCUGGUACGAGUCGUACUUGUCCCACUCGGACCCCGUCGUUCUCGCUCUCAAUCCGUUCUUCGUCCUCGAGAACGAUCCCACACCCGAUCGAGGCGCCCAGUUACCCCGCGCAGCGUCUCUCAUAGUCUCUUCCCUCGGUUUCAUACAUGAUCUUCGUGCUGGUAUCCUAGAGCCUGACUCCGUGCGGGGAACACUCCUCGACAUGGACCAGUACACGCGGCUGUUCGGGACAGCGCGCGUACCCACAGAGAGGGGAUGCCGCAUGGAGAUACAUUCAGAAUCGAGGCACAUUGUUGUCCUUCGACGCGGGCAGUUCUAUUGGUUCGACGUCCUCGACGCGGACAACCGGCCGGUCUUGACAGAACGUGAGAUACUCCGGAACUUACAAGCCGUCGUCAGUGACGCGAACGAAGUGCCCGUGCAAGAGGUCGCGCGCAAUUCGAUCGGCGUGCUCUCCACCGAGAACCGCAAGGUGUGGUCGAGCCUGCGCGGGGCGCUCGCCCGGAAUCACAACAACGAGCAGUGUCUGCAGAUCAUCGACAAUGCACUCUUCGUCGUCUGUCUGGACGACGCGACGCCCGACAACCUUGCGGAGCUGUGUAACAACUUCCUGUGCGGAACGUACAAACUACAGGGCGGCGUGCAGGUUGGGACAUGCACGAAUAGGUGGUACGAUAAGCUGCAAAUCAUUGUAUGCGCUGAUGGCGCGGCAGGCAUCAACUUCGAGCACACGGGCGUGGACGGGCACACAGUCCUUCGCUUUGCCGCGGAUAUCUUCACGGAGGGCCUUAUGCUCCUCGCUCGCUCGAUCAACCCGUCCGCCCCGACGCUCUUCCACGCACCGCUCUCACCGCACGCGAAGUCGUACAAGCCCCCGCGCGGCGCGGCACUCCCUGCUCCGCCGAGCUACGUGAUCGACACGGCGCCGAAGAAGCUCGAGUUGACGCUCUUCCCUGAGCUGCGCGCGGCGAUCCGCUUCGCGGAGACGCACUUGAGCGACUUGAUCUGCCAGAACGACUGCCAGGCGCUCGAGUUCAAGGGGUACGGGAAAAACUUCAUCACGAGCCAUGGCUUCAGCCCGGAUGCGUUCGUGCAGAUGGCGUUCCAGGCGGCGUACUAUGGGCUGUAUGGGAGGAUCGAAUGCACGUAUGAACCCGCAAUGACCAAGCACUUUCUGCAUGGGAGAACGGAGGCCAUACGUACCGUCCAGCCAUAUACAGUGAAUUUUGUGAAGACGUUCUUCUCCGAGGCGUCGACGUCGCAGAAGGUCGCGGCACUCCGGACCGCGUGCCAGGGCCACGUCAAGCUGACCAAGGAGUGCAGUCAAGGCCUGGGACAGGAUAGGCAUCUGUACGCGAUAUACUGUCUGAUUCAGCGCGAACGCGAGGCGAACCGCGAGGCAGAAGAUGCCCCGCCGUCCCCCGGGGGCAGCGUCACGUCCAGCACCAGCGACGACAAGCCACCGCUCCCAGCAAUCUUCACCGACCCGGGAUGGCGGACGCUCAGCACGUCCAUCUUGUCCACAUCUAACUGUGGGAACCCCGCAUUGCGGCUGUUCGGCUUUGGACCCGUGGCCGCGGAUGGAUACGGGAUUGGGUACAUUAUCAAGGACGAUGGGAUCUCUGUGUGCGCGUCAUCGAAGCAUUUGCAGACGCGCCGCUUCCUGGAUACCCUCGAGGGCUACCUCCUCGACGUGCAGCGCAUCCUCGUGCAGCUGCACCUCUCCGCCAACCCGCGGGCGGAGCCAUUUGUCGACCACUCCGGCGUGCUGCGAGACUCGAAGACGGGGCGGCCGAUCAAUGGCCAGGGGCACGGAUACGAGGACGGGGAUACCAUGUAUGGAUACUCGUUCUUCGACAGCGGGGACGUGGAGCUGCUCGGGCGUCGGAAGAGGAUGCCCUCGUACUAUAACACGGGUAAGAUAAUUCCGCUUGCGGAGUACUAG
Postia placenta MAD-698-R-SB12 is the source of this 2232-nucleotide messenger RNA. RefSeq lists its product as hypothetical. Gene Ontology annotation, biological process: carnitine metabolic process. The transcript is spliced from 14 exons. Lineage: Eukaryota; Fungi; Basidiomycota; Agaricomycetes; Polyporales; Adustoporiaceae. The record is from RefSeq and is a predicted model, not a curated record. Gene Ontology annotation, molecular function: carnitine O-acetyltransferase activity. Gene Ontology annotation, cellular component: mitochondrion. The coding region runs from base 1 to 2232 and encodes 743 amino acids.